UAGAAAGCACAAUAAGACCGCAACUCUCUGCUUCCUCCUGCCUCUUAUCUCUUCUCCCAUCUCCCUCUUCUCCACUUUUUUUGCUCGUGUAGUCAUGGAAGUCGAAACGCCGGCACCCGAAAUCCUACUCAUGGAAGAGAUUGCGGACAUCCGAUCAUUCAUGGGCUCUGAAAUCUCAGAUCGAGAUAUCCUCCGAGCCCUCUCGCUUGCCGGAAACAACACAAACCGCGCCAUCAACAUCCUCCUUGACGCGCUCCAGUCGUCGGAUUCGGCAGACCUCGCACUCAAUCCCGUAUGUCCUCCGAAAUCUAAUGAUUAUGCUUAUGCUACUACUACACAGGAACCAAAUGCUACUGUUCUGAACUUGGCGGGAGAUGGGAACGGUAGGGGGCAAGAAACGGAAGUGAAUGAAGAAAAUAACAAGGAAAAUCCUAAAUCCAAAGUUAAUUUGGGCUGUAGAAUAGAAAAUGAUGUGGCAUCUGAAGGUCGGAACCAAAGGGUGGACAUUGAUAUAGACUCCGAAGAAGAUGUGACUUCGAAGCCGAAGAGAAAGCGUGAAAGUGUGAAAGAAUUGGAUGAAAAGUUCAAGAGACAGCAGACCACUGAACAAUUAGAAGGCCAUUCAAAUACAAAGAAAGAUGGGCACUUGACAAAGGAGUCUUUGGUCACGGUCACGACAACCGUAGAGGAGUCAGCAGUUGACAAUUUCUCCAGCCUUGCGAGGGCUCGUUUGGCUCCGCAUCUCAAUCCACGCCCAAUAUCUGCUAUCAGACCACCUGGUGUAGUCACUGAUCGGAAUCUUCUGCUGUACUCCAAUCCGAAGGAGCCAGAGUUCGGAGAGUUUCCUGAUGAGUACGAUUGGUUACUUGUAGGGAAGGCUUAUGUCAAUGGCCUCUCCACAUGCAGAGGGAGAAAACACAUCGAUGAUGGGGAAAUUGUUCACUUCUCAUUUCCAUCCUCCGAGAAGAAAAAAUUGAUUGGUAAGAAAUUCCAGAGACCAAAAGCUGCAAUGGCAGCUGCGGAGAUUGUUCGCUUCUCAACCAAGCGGAGUGGCGAGAUUGGAAAACUUCCACCAGAGUGGACUAGAUGCCUCAUUCCACUCGUAGCAUCCUCAAAAGUGAAGAUUCUGGGGAAGUCUCUAAUUUCAGCCGUGCAGCUUAGCUUAAUGCAAGAGAUUGUUUUGCAUGUCAGCUUUUACAUUCACAGAUCAAUCUUCACUGAAGGUUGCAAUUUCACAUUCAAGCUAUCAGUUCCUUCAAACUCUGCUUCUAAUGUCCAUCCUCUUCUUAGCCUGUUCAAGCGUCUAAGAAUGAAGCCAGUUCAAAGGGCUGAAUUUACUCCAGAAGAACUCGAUACCCGAAAGAAGUCACUAAGCCUAAACGCUGGUGAGGGAGAUGCGUCCGUUGAAAUGAUAGUCCAUGCAAAGCGAGUAACCGGGGACCCUGGGCAAAGCAGUGACGAGCAAGCAAUCUCAGAGUCAUCUUUGAAUAAAAUUGUUGGAACUUCCGAUGAGUACGAUUUAGAGGAAGCAAUGCCGCCUUCUACGCUCUGCUGUGCUCUACAUCCAUACCAGAAGCAAGCCCUUUACUGGAUGUGCGAAUUAGAGAAAGGAACUGAUUUUGAUAAAGCAACCAAAUCUCUUCAUCCCUGUUGGGCUGCUUACAGAAUUUAUGACAAGCGAGCCUCUGAAAUCUAUGUAAAUGUUUUUACUGGGGAAUCUACCACUCAGUUUCCAAGUGCUAUGCAGAUGGCAAGAGGCGGAAUCUUGGCAGAUGCAAUGGGCCUAGGAAAGACUGUCAUGACAAUUGCUUUAAUACUUGCAAGAAUUAAUGGAGAAAGGCCAUAUGAUAAUGGUUAUUCCCAUGAACAUGGAUCAAAUACAAAGGGAGGCACCCUUAUUGUAUGCCCAAUGGCAUUGCUGGGUCAGUGGAAGGAUGAGCUUGAAACUCAUUCAAAGCCAGGUUCAUUUUCUGUUUAUGUGUAUUAUGGUGGUUCAAGAAUGAAGGCCAGUGAUAUUGAGAUGCUUGCUAGAUAUGAUGUGGUUUUGACAACAUAUGGAGUUCUAUCAUCAGCUUAUAGAUCUGAUUCCGUGAAUGCUAGCAUCUUCAACAAUAUAAAUUGGUACAGAGUAGUACUAGAUGAAGCUCAUAACAUCAAAUGCUCAAAAACAAAAGUUGCUCAGUCAGCAUUUGCCUUGAACGCGUACUGUAGGUGGUGUCUAACUGGUACCCCACUUCAGAAUAAGUUGGAAGAUCUUUACAGUCUUCUUUGCUUCUUACAUGUUGAACCAUGGUGCAAUUGGGUCUGGUGGAACAGUCUGAUUCAAACUCCGUAUGAUAUGGGAGAUGUAAGAGGGUUGAAAUUGGUAAAAGCCAUCCUACGCUCACUAAUGCUAAGGAGAACGAAAGAUACAAGAGACAAAGAGGGGAGGCCUAUUCUUGUUCUACCUCCAGCCCACAUCCAAGUUGUGGAAUGUGAACAAUCUGAAGCUGAACGAGAUUUUUAUGAAGCCCUUUUCACGCGAUCGAAGGUCAAGUUUGAUAAAUUUGUUGAACAAGGUAAAGUUCUUCACAAUUAUGCCUCCAUUUUAGAGCUUCUACUCCGUCUACGACAGUGUUGCAAUCACCCUUAUCUUGUUAUGAGUCGUGGACAGAAUCAAGAGAAUACUGAUCUCAACAAGCUUGUCCACCGAUUUCUUGGAGGUCCUCAGUCGAACCAGGCCCCAACACGAGCCUACGUUGAGGAAGUUGUGGAGGGCCUCCGUAGAGGUGAGGUCACUGAGUGCCCAAUCUGUCUUGAAUCAGCAUCUGAUGAUCCAGUGCUCACUCCAUGUGCCCACCGGAUGUGUCGUGAGUGCUUGCUCGCAAGCUGGUCUACUCCGGUCGGUGGGCCAUGCCCAAUCUGCCGGAGGGCCCUGACUAAAGAAGACUUGAUAACAUGCCCAAAUGAGUGUCGGUUUCAGAUCGAUAUUGAGGAGAAUUGGACAGAGUCAUCCAAGGUGAAAAAACUGAUGGAAUGCCUUGAGAACAUUAAGAGGACAGGGGAGAAGAGCAUCAUCUUCAGCCAGUGGACUGGCUUCUUGGAUUUGCUGGAGAUUGCUUUAAGGGGCGAAUUUGGUUUCCUCAGGUUUGAUGGCAAGCUAAAUCAACAGAGGAGAGAAUACAUACUGAAGGAGUUCAAUGAGAGCAAAGAUAAGACGGUGCUACUCAUGUCACUCAAAGCAGGAGGUGUAGGCUUGAAUCUCACAGCAGCAUCUAAUGUUUUCAUCAUGGAUCCAUGGUGGAAUCCGGCAGUGGAGGAGCAAGCAAUAAUGAGGAUUCAUAGAAUUGGACAGAAGAGGCAGGUUCGAGUAACACGUUUCAUUGUGAAGGACACUGUUGAAGAGAGAAUGCAACAAGUGCAGGCAAGGAAGCAGAGGAUGAUUUCUGGAGCCUUGACAGAUGAGGAAGUUAGGAGUGCUCGCAUCGAGGAGCUCAAGAUGCUAUUUCGAUAGAUGGUGAAUGUUUCAUGUUUUGAAGGAAAGAUGGCCGAUGCUUCUCCCUUUUGUUUCACAAGUUUUGUGCAUGAUACUGAUCCUUCCCUUGUCUGAAAAGAAUAGUUCUUGGGCAUUCGUUUUGUAAAUCGGCUUUAGAAUGCCAAUUCUGUAAGUCUGAUGUGUAUUCCAAGAUCGAACCAUAAACUAGCAACUUUUGUAGUUAGUCUUCUCAUUAUUGCAUCUAAACUGAAUCCUUGUAAUUAGAUGGUAUUAAUUCACAAGAUAUAUUUCCUGUCGAA
Molecule: messenger RNA, 3774 nt
Organism: Zingiber officinale
Lineage: Eukaryota; Viridiplantae; Streptophyta; Magnoliopsida; Zingiberales; Zingiberaceae
Product: DNA repair protein RAD5B-like
Exons: 18
Coding region: 95-3493 (1132 amino acids)
Molecular function (GO): nucleic acid binding; zinc ion binding; ATP binding
Source: RefSeq, a predicted model, not a curated record